AUGUCGCGUACUGCCCACCGUUUACAAGAACAGCUGCUUCUGAGCGUGAUCCCGGCAUACAUCGCUGCAGAAGUCAAGCGCAGCAUCAUGCUCAAGAUGGCGGACGCCUGUCAGUCAUCGACCAAACGGAGCCGUCAGCGUUUCCACGAGCUCUACGUCCAGCGUCACAACAACGUCAGUAUCCUGUAUGCCGACAUCGUUAACUUCACCAGGCUUUCUGAACAACUCUCGGCUUCGGAUCUUGUGCAAGCACUCAACGAACUCUUCGGUCGCUUCGACCAAAUUGCUCAGGAAAACCACUGCAUGCGGAUCAAGAUCCUCGGCGACUGCUACUACUGCGUGUCCGGGCUUCCGGUGUCCAGACCCAGCCACGCCUACAACUGCGUUCGAAUGGGGCUCCAGAUGAUCGAGGCCAUACGGGUGGUCCGCGAGGCGACCGAGGUGAACGUGGACAUGCGCAUCGGCGUACACUCGGGCAACGUGCUCUGCGGCGUGCUGGGACUUAGGAAGUGGCAGUACGACGUCUGGUCGGAUGACGUCACGCUGGCCAACCACAUGGAGUCUGGCGGCGUGCCCGGGCGCGUGCACAUUACUCGGGCAACGUACCAGCUGCUGGACGGCAGAUUCGAGACGGAGCCCGGAAACGGGGCCCAGAGGGACCCUUACCUGGCAGAGCACCAAGUGGACACCUUUCUCAUCGCCCCGCUCAAGCCGACCGAGGCGAUUGUGGAGUCGUCGCAGGCAUCGCGCGAGAACGGCGGUCGUCUCCGGUCUACGUCCAAGAUGUACAAGCACAUGGAGUGCUGGGGCGCCGACAAGCCCUUCGCCAACAUCACCGAGAGCACGCUCGCCAAGAACGUCGGACUGACCGUGAGUAGCAUUGGAGCUUCGACCUAA
Molecule: messenger RNA, 897 nt
Organism: Ixodes scapularis (black-legged tick)
Lineage: Eukaryota; Metazoa; Arthropoda; Arachnida; Ixodida; Ixodidae
Product: adenylate cyclase type 2
Exons: 7
Coding region: 1-897 (298 amino acids)
Biological process (GO): adenylate cyclase-inhibiting G protein-coupled receptor signaling pathway; cAMP biosynthetic process; adenylate cyclase-activating G protein-coupled receptor signaling pathway
Molecular function (GO): adenylate cyclase activity
Source: RefSeq, a predicted model, not a curated record